Molecule: messenger RNA, 995 nt
Organism: Colossoma macropomum (tambaqui)
Lineage: Eukaryota; Metazoa; Chordata; Actinopteri; Characiformes; Serrasalmidae
Gene: cldn10c
Product: claudin-10
Exons: 5
Coding region: 103-870 (255 amino acids)
Biological process (GO): bicellular tight junction assembly; cell adhesion
Cellular component (GO): plasma membrane; bicellular tight junction
Molecular function (GO): structural molecule activity
Source: RefSeq, a predicted model, not a curated record
UGUGUGAUGACCGUACACAAGCACUUCAGCUAGAGAAAAGUGUCAACACAUUUUCUAUUCUGCUCAAAGACAGGAGUUACUUGUGUUUGCUUCACAACAGCCAUGAAUUACAGAACAGUUGUUAUGUAUGUGGAAAUCGGUUGCUUUGUGACCUGCGUCUGCGGAUGGAUCUUGGUUUGUUCCACCAUGCCGCUAGAAUACUGGACUUACUCUGAAGUGGGUACUACAGUCAUUACCAGCGCUCACAUGUUUUCCAACCUCUGGAAAGACUGCACGUCUGACUCGACUGGGAUGACUGACUGCAAGGACUUUCCAUCUUUGUUAUCUUUGCAGAUGUACAUCCACUUCUGCCGAGCUCUAAUAUUCACCUCCAUACUCCUGGGGUUCUUUGGAGACAUUUUGGCCCUGGUGGGGAUGAAGUGUACUAAACUUGGAGGUUCUGACAUCAUAAAUGCAAGGGUUACCUUUGCUGCAGGAAUGAAUUACUUGGCAUCAGGUCUUUGUGCUAUGUUUGCUUUCAGCUGGUAUGGAAAUAGAAUUAUUUCAGAGUUCCUGAAUCCCACCUUCCCAACACAAAAGUUUGAGAUUGGAGCAGCGCUGUUCAUUGGAUGGGGUGGCUCCUCUCUUCUCCUAAUUGGGGGGCUCGUCUACAGCAUCUUUGCAGGACAGGAGGGCUGCAAGUCAAGCCCGACUGACCAAGAGAGUCUUGUGUACUCUGCAUAUGGAGCGCCCUCUUCUGACGUGGUGGGACCAAGCAAACCAGAAUAUGAACACACACCUUCACCUCUUCCUGACAUUCAAGAAAUCAAGAAGAUGGAGAGCCCUAGUAAACAACUGAGUAAAGCCUACAACAAGGAUGAAUAUGUCUAGGAUAUUCCCAUCACUGUAUGCUUUUCAGUCCUUAUUUUCUGACUUGAACUGUGGACACUCAUGUCUGUAUCUUUAAAGAAAAAAUGCCUUUUCGUGUGUGAGUUAUGAUGGUCAGCUGGAAACUC